GGAAGACGUCAAGUGAUGGGGACGCGGCCGCUGCUCGCUCGGGGACGGCAACGAUACUCUCCGCAGCCCGGCACGGCAGACCGUACACCGCAGCCGCCCAGUCAAGGUCUAUGUCCAUUUGAUCCCGCCAUGACUAGACGAGCAGUCCUUUUGUUAGCCUUCGUGGCACUCGCCUAUGCCGGGGAGCUACAGGUGGAGCAUAUACAAAAAGCAGAGUCGUGUGAGCGGCCGUCUAAGAAGGGCGACAUGCUCACCAUGCACUACACUGGAACACUUGCUGCAGACGGGAAGAAAUUCGACUCCAGCGUGGACCGGGCCCAGGCGUUCACGUUCCAGCUGGGCGUGGGCCAGGUGAUCAAGGGGUGGGACCAGGGCCUGGAGGACAUGUGUGCUGGAGACAAACGUCGCCUCACCAUCCCCCCCGAGCUGGGAUACGGCUCCCGCGGCGCUGGUGAAGUCAUUCCUCCAGAUGCCACACUGGUUUUUGAAGUAGAACUCAUUUCCAUCGGUGAUGCUCCACCCGUGGUUAAUGUGUUCAAGCAGAUCGAUGGAGAUGCAGAUGAACAUCUAUCCAAGGAGGAGGUACUAGAGUAUAUCAAGGCACAGCUCCCUGAAGAAGAAGUUGAAAAGGGCCAAGAUCCUCAUAAAAUCACGGAAGAGAUCUUCCAUCAUGAGGACAAGGACAGGGAUGGUUAUAUUUCCCAUGAGGAAUUCUCAGGACCUAAGCAUGAUGAACUCUGAGUGUCUGCAUGUCACAUAGGACUGCAUCAUCAUCCAAGACAAAUGGAUUUUUAAUAUGGGAGUGCUUACUCUUUCUAUCACUUUUCACAAAGGGUGCUGAUAAUUCUACUUUUUUAGUGGAUUUACCAAAGUAAUAUAUUUUUUUAAUUUGCUUAAAAAAGGAAGUAAAAUAAUGACCCUGCUUUAUAGCGCCUUAGAUUCAUCCUCAAGCCUAAACGAUAUGGUACGUAAAGUUUUAUUCUGGGUUUCUCACUUCUCAUUUACAAAUCUCAUCAUUAUGUUACACGCAUUGUUUACUAUCAAGGACUCGUCUCCUUAAACUCUGCCUACACUCAUAAUAAUCAGUGGAUUGUACAUUUCCAGUUUGUUAAUAUACUGUACUUAGAUAUUUUCCACUGUCCAGCAUAUAUGAUGGUGGCCUCAGAAUCAUUGUGAUAUGAAGUGUUUGCCUAAGCCUUAAUUGCAAUUCCUAUGGGAUGCAAUCAAUUUAUUGUAUAUACUGUACUGUAUUUAAAAAAAAAUCCAAUGUACUGUUGUGCUAUGAAACCACCCUCAUCUGCAAGCAUUUUAUUCAUAUUCACAUUUUAUAAUUGUUUGCAUAGUUUAUUACAGUAUAACAUAAAAAAUAAUAUAAUUUUUAAAGAGAAUUUUUAAGAGCUAUUGUUAUAUUUAUAUAAUUUUAGUGCACCCUAAAGGAUGAAUAUAUUUUUAUCAUAAAUUAUCUUAACCCUUCCUUAAAUUUGUUGGCGUGCUUUAAGUUACUAUAUAUUAUAGAGCUGUUAAUAUGACAUAAGUGAUUUGGUGAUUGAAUUCAUACUCUUUUGUUCACACACAAUAGAUCUCAUAUUUUUCUUGUUUUGUUGCUUGCUUUCAGUACAGUAGGCAUACAGUAAACUUGAGAAUUCAAUGACAAUUCAAAUUCAAGUAAAUGGCCUUCCCCUAAUUAUGAAGUGUCAGAUAUGGAAUAGCUAUGUGCUGUAACCAGUUUUAGCACAGUGUUAUAGUUAUCAGAAGUGACAUAUAACAUUGCUUUACAUUUGUAAAUACUGUACAGAGCACAUGAACAUUACAUAUGGCAACAAAACCAGAAAAUAACUUCACAACUAUAAAGUCUUCCUUUAACAAGUCACAAAGUUUUCUAAGAGUAUUACUAGCAAUUUAGGUCAAAUAUUUUAUAACUGUUAAUUAAUUUGUAUCAGCCGCAACUUUAUCAACUUAAGGAAAAUUUGGCAUGACCUUUCAUAAAAAAUAUAACCCUUAUGCUCAGAAACAUGGAUGAGAGCUCGUCGAUGAAUGCUUUACAGUGUUUGUUAUACUCUUUUAUUGAAUUAUUGGAGUGGAACAGUAUGUUUCAUUGGAACUGAUGGUCAGAAUUAAAAAGGCUGUGUUGCAUAUGUUCAUCAUAUAUUUGCAUAAAUCUAUCAUUUCUAUUAAGUACCACAUUAUCACUCUCCUAGAAAAUGUAAGAAAAUUCUGGCUGUCAUUUCCUUAAAAAAUGUGACUGGUGUGCCGUGUGAGCGAUACCUAACACAUAGACAUUCCUAGUGCAUUAAUCUAGCUCCUGACAAUGAGCUGAUAUUGUAUUAUAGAAAUUUUGACACAGAUUUGUAUUUAUAUUUUCUUGUUGGAUUUUAUUACUAACUUUGUACUCUGAUUAAUCAGUAAAUUUUAUGAAAUGUG
Procambarus clarkii (red swamp crayfish) is the source of this 2421-nucleotide messenger RNA. RefSeq lists its product as uncharacterized. NCBI's taxonomy places the organism in Eukaryota, Metazoa, Arthropoda, Malacostraca, Decapoda, Cambaridae. Gene Ontology annotation, molecular function: calcium ion binding; peptidyl-prolyl cis-trans isomerase activity. The record is from RefSeq and is a predicted model, not a curated record.